This is a messenger RNA of Psylliodes chrysocephalus, 967 nucleotides long. The record is from the annotation of a GenBank genome assembly. Lineage: Eukaryota; Metazoa; Arthropoda; Insecta; Coleoptera; Chrysomelidae.
GGGUGAAUGUGUUAGCGUUUUUCAAAAGUAUAAGGUGUUUUUUUUCAAAAGGUUUAUAUCAUAAGCAAUCACAAUGGGUAAUGUGUUUGCGAAUUUAUUUAAAGGCCUCUUUGGCAAAAAGGAAAUGAGGAUAUUGAUGGUAGGUUUAGAUGCUGCUGGUAAAACCACAAUUUUAUAUAAACUAAAAUUAGGAGAAAUUGUAACAACUAUACCAACUAUUGGAUUUAAUGUGGAGACUGUAGAAUAUAAGAAUAUCAGCUUUACGGUGUGGGACGUGGGUGGUCAAGAUAAAAUUAGGCCCUUGUGGAGACACUAUUUUCAAAAUACACAAGGCCUAAUCUUCGUAGUGGACAGCAACGAUAGGGAGCGUAUCACCGAGGCCAAAGACGAGCUCAUGCGCAUGCUCGCCGAAGACGAGCUCCGGGACGCCGUACUUCUAAUAUUCGCUAACAAGCAGGACCUGCCUAACGCCAUGAACGCGGCCGAAAUCACCGACAAGCUCGGUCUGCAUUCGCUGCGCAACCGCAAUUGGUACAUCCAGGCCACGUGCGCCACCAGCGGAGACGGUCUCUACGAAGGUCUCGAUUGGCUGUCCAAUCAGCUGAAGAACGCCAAUCGUUAGUGUCGAGGUGUCAGUGCGAAGUGCAGUUCUCUUAAAAAAAUUUUUUUCAUUGUACUCUUGUCGUGUCUAUAUAUCUCGCGGACGAUUCGUUGUACCAUAUGUUGCAAUUUUUAUGUAAUUUUUUUUUAUAGGUAAUCGACACGGGGACGCAAUUUUAUCUAGGAUGUCAAAUGCGGGUGAGUUUUGCCUCGAAAGUUGUUCCAUAUGGAUUUUAGAGACUCCUAAAAUGAAUGUAAGAAGGUUUUAGACACUUGUAAGGUGUUUUUAGAUAUUGUAAGAAGUUUUUAGACACUUGUAAGGCGUUUUUAGGCAUUGAUAAGGUAUUUUUAGUGUUGAAAAUCACCU